This is a messenger RNA of Macrosteles quadrilineatus (aster leafhopper), 511 nucleotides long. RefSeq lists its product as uncharacterized. The record is from RefSeq and is a predicted model, not a curated record. Lineage: Eukaryota; Metazoa; Arthropoda; Insecta; Hemiptera; Cicadellidae. The transcript has 3 exons. The coding region runs from base 79 to 405 and encodes 108 amino acids.
ACAGUCACCGCUUAACUCUGCACACGGUGAAGAAAUCUUUCAUUUCAAUUGACGCUUCCCCCGUGUCCGCAGCACAGCAUGUUGCCCACUGCCUUUGUGGUAGUUUUGGCCGCAAUCCUUGUGCAGGUUUCUGUGGCUGAUCCUGGAAACCAUGCUGGAGCUAAGCCUGCUAAACACUCGCCUUUUGCCAUCGCAUCUGACCAAGAAGUACAGAAAAUGAUCGCGGCUGAUGGAUUUGUUGUUGCAUCGCUCAAAAAAACCUGGGAACUAAUAUGGGGAAUCAUAAGUGCUCCGUUCCGCUGGGUGUAUAGGGUAUUUGAACUGAUGAUAACAAUCGUGAAACUAGGAAUAGAAGGCGUCCGGCAGUUUCAAAUACCAGAAAUAAGCAAGAUGAAAUUCCACUAGGACGAAAGUGAUGAUGAUACUCGUACAUGGAUAUGGCAUUGUUAACCACCAUAGUGGGAAUGAAAUUGGAAAAUUAUCAAAAAUGGAAUGACUUUUGCAUGUCUCA